CCCAAGCAAGGCCCGGUACCACAGCCGGCGAACCCUUCAAAUGCGGCUUUGGAGAGGCUUUGGAUACCAUUAUGCCUCCUAAACGCGAUUUUAGGUCGAAAAAGUUUCAAUGUAGUUACUUUUAAAGGAGGAAAAGCUAUAGGAAAGUCGAAGUUUGGUGUUCCAGUUCGAUAUGCCGCCCAGCAAUCAAUUGAUACAACGCCUGUGGCCACCGGAUCUUCUCUAAACAUAUGCAGAGGUUUUUCUCCAGACCAAGAAGACCGAUGUGUGUCAUUCCUUUUUGCGAAGAAGAGGCGUGCGGCAGAUGCCUUAACUGCAGUCCAGGGCAAUUCCUAUGCGAAAACCAUAUCAAUUCAGUUAAUGCAGGAGGUAGAUCUCUGCACCACCGGGAAGUUUGGAAGGUAA
Pocillopora meandrina is the source of this 405-nucleotide messenger RNA. Lineage: Eukaryota; Metazoa; Cnidaria; Anthozoa; Scleractinia; Pocilloporidae. The record is from the annotation of a GenBank genome assembly.